CAAUCUGACGUCAUCUUUGGUUAUUGACAGUCCAUUUCUCCGAGAAAAACUUGAUAAUUUCUGGUAUAAAAGAAAUGGUUUGUAAAAUUUAACGAGUUAUUAUUGAAAAUAGACACCUUGGGUUGAAGCAUGGCGGCUGAAUCCCCAAGACGAAGUUCUAAAUAUAAUUGCACAGUCGUUAGACCACAACCCUACAGUGAUAAAUCUGUUGUUGAAAGUGUGGUUGAUUUUAUAUCCGAUGUCGUACCUCAAGUACAGGCAUACAGCGGAAACCAGAGAAACGAUGACAAAGAGAAGAUAACUUGGGUUAAAUUUGAAAGAUGUGAUAUAAAUGAUAUAACUUGUAACCCUAAUUUAUAUGGUGGUGAACAGAAAAUCUUACCCUUGCUUCUAAUCCUAGGUUAUAAUAAUGGUGUACAAAUCUGGAACAUUACGAGUAAUGGAGAUGGCCAAGAGAUAUUAUCAUUACGACAAGGUCCAGUUAGAAUAUUGAAAGUUUUACCUACCCCAGAUAUAGGAAAUUGUGAUAAUGAAAAAUUUGCAUCGAAAAGGCCCCUGAUAGCAGUUUGUGAUUCGUCAAGUGCUGGACAGCCAUUUUGUUCUGUUAAGUUUGUAUCUUUACGGAGUGGUGAUGAAGUUCACAGUGUUCCCUUUAAAACCCUACCUGUACAUAAUAUAGAGGCAACUAAAAGGUAUAUUGCUGUUGUCUUUCAAGAGAAGAUUGCUGUUUUUGAUGCCUGGAAUUUACAGGAAUUAUUUAGAGUUUCUGGUUGUUACCCUGAUUCUGGUUUAAAGAUCAAUCCCAUAGCUCUCGGUACAAGAUGGCUGGCUUAUGCUGAUAGGCGGUUAGUAGCAUAUCAUCAGUCAUGUGGGGGUAUGUCAGGAGAUGGAUCACAGUCCUACGCAGCUACAGUCAUCAGUGCUGCCAAGAAAUUUGGUGUUUUGAAUAGAGGAGCUAUAAAAGGUUUAACGAUGUUUGGUGAAGCUAUGGUUAGCAGUGUAACAGGAAACAAACCAUCUCCUCCAACGAAACGUAUGGAAAUGACCCAACCCUUAGAUAACGGCAAUCAUCCUGGUAUCGUGUCGGUUGUAGAUAUACCGAAUAUUAAAGAUAAACAGUUUUCUGUGACUGAAGAUCAAGAAUGUGAUGGAUUAAUUGCUCAUUUCCACGCCCAUGCUAACGAGCCGUUGGCAGCCAUGGCAUUUGAUGCUAGUGGAACGUUGUUGAUUACUGCCUGUAAAUUGGGACAUAAUUUUCACCUGUUCCGUUUGAUGGCUCAUCCUUGUAGUUCAUCUCUCGGAGCUGUUCAUCAUCUGUACACUCUACACCGUGGUGAGACAACGGCUAAAGUUGUUGAUAUGACGUUUACUACAGAUAGUCGAUGGUUAGCUGUUAGUACACAUAGAGGUACAACUCAUGUGUUCCCUAUUACACCCUACGGAGGUCAAGUAAGUGUAAGAACUCACUGUCAUCCCCGUGUAGUAAAUCGUGUGAGUAGAUUUCAGAAGAGUGCUGGUUUAGGUGACAUAGAUGGUGCUGCUGGUCGACGUAGCCCUGUAUUAUCUGGUAGUCCAGGCUCAUCAGGUCACGAACAUUAUCCCAGUUUGAUUCGGCAGAACGCUCUAAAUAACAACAUGGGUAAUCCCCGACUUCCACCCUAUCCACAUCCUAGUAACGUAUAUCCUCUCGCCCAGCUUAAACAGCACCUGGCCCUCCCCGCUUUAACAAGUGGUAUGAGCACAACUAGUAGACAGCAGAGUCCAUCUCAUUCAGCAGGGGGUACAGAGAAUAUCUUCAAUGUAUCAGCAUAUUUUGCUCCAUCAAGACAUUAUGUUGCCUCAUCAAAUUUACCUGUUGAUCGUAGAGAAGGUAAAAAGGUUGUAGAUUCAUUGUUUGUGAUUGGUCAGAAUGGAACAUUGAUAGAAUAUUCCCUGGAACCUCAUCCUAAAUUAACGACAGAGAAACCGACAGAUGACUCUCCCCUUGAUCUCACAUGUACAGGAGUUAUACAGUGGCAGUUACAAAGAGCCAAAAAUUCCCAGGAAGUUAAAACACCAUUACCUAGCAACAGUCCGUUACUAUUAGCAACUGAUGCUGUGAUGACACAGCAACCAACACUUUCACCAGAUGAAUUAGCCCCAGUAUCUCGUCAUGGAUCUAAAGAUAGUUUAUCAUCAGAUCAUAGUAGUACGAGUAAAGAUGAUCUCGAUACCCAAUGGUUAUCACAGGUUGAGAUAAUCACACAUGUGGGACCUCAUCGGAGGUUGUGGAUGGGUCCACAAUUCUCGUUCAAAACUAUCCAAAAUGCUCAGAAUACGACUGUUGUGUCAUCGACAUCAUCGUCUUUAUUUUCUGGCAGUCCUGAUCUCCACAGCUCACCAAUGGAUAUGUUUGUUGAUGAUUGUGAUCUUGAGAGUCUCAAGCUUCAACCAACACGAUCUAGUCCUGUUGCUAUGCCAACAGCUCGUCCUGCCUAUAGAAGAGCAUCUGCUACAGAAUAUGCUCAUUCACCUAAUCCUCAUGUUUCUCCACUACUUAUUGAAGCAGGCAGUUUCGACCAGUCACCUAAUCUGAAUGAUGUGUUAUGUGAUUGGGCGGAGUCUAGUAUGUCAAGACAGCCCCGUAGUAGUGAAGAAGAAGAAGAUCGACUGAGAGAAACUUUAGCUGAUGCGAUGGUGGAAUCUCCGUUAAAAGAUUGUGGACCAACUAGUAUUAUCAUGAGAGAAGAUGUUUUCCACCAUGGUAGUAACGAAACAUUGAGUACCAGUUCUGGAUCUAGUGGCAGUAAUCUACCGUCACGUGGUAACGAUGACUCCGUCUUCUCCAGUGCGGUUGGAGGAUCCGAUCUCGUCGGAUGAGGAUCAAAGGUGGAAAUGACAGUCUCCACAUAAAUCCGAGCUUGGUUGAAUUGUAAUAACCACAUCAUCAAUUCCUAACAAAAUCAACCUCAAGUUGGGUGACAUGACUGACAUGAGAUUCAGUCAUGUCUAGAUGCCAUCUUUGUUUUAGUCACUUCUCAAACUAGUGGGCUUUUUACAAAAUCCAGUGUUUGGCCCACUCUUUGUAGAAAAAUAUUUUAUUUAAUUCAAAUACUAAAAUUUUAAAAAUCUAUUUUAUCAGAAUGAAUGUAUUGCAGUAAUAAUUUGGGUCACAGACCAAUAAUUACAAGAUUGAAUCAAUUAGAAUAUAUGUUAUGCACAAUUUUACUAUUUUAAACUAUUUUAAUUCAUGACAUUCAUUACAUAAUUAUUAGCCAUUGAUAUUUUAUAUUGCCUAUAGAAGUUCAGAUUUAUAUAUGAGAAAAAGGUUGAAAUAUGCAUACCAUAGUCCACCAUACUUGAUACCACUUUGCAUUUGAAUAGUUCACAUAGUAUGUUUACUAUUCUAGAAAACCUGAUACCACUUCUCUUUGAAUAGUUCCAAAGUAUGUUUACCAUUUGAAUAAUUCAUAUAGUAUGUUUACCAUUUGAAUAAUUCACAUAGUAUGUUUACCAUUUGAAUAGUUCACAUAGUUUGCUUACCGUUUGAAUAGUUCACACUGUAUGUUUACCAUUUGAAUAGUUCACAUAGUAUUUUUAACAUUUGAAUAGGUCACAUAGUAUGUUUACCAUUUGAAUAGUUCACAUAGUAUGCUUACUCUUUCUUGAACACUUGGUACCACUUCAUAUAGCAGGAUUACCCUUAAUAGAACACCUCAUACCACUUCUCAUUUGAGAGUUCUUAAAGCAUGGUUACCCUUAGAACACCUGAUGCUACUUCUCUUUCGAAGAGUUCACAUAGUAUUGCUUACUCUUUCAAAGAGUUCACAUUAUUAACAAAGUUAUGUGUCUUGUACAUAAUAAUAUGUGAAAAAAAAUAUUAAUAGGGUUAGGUAUUUGUCUUGAACGUAAUGACAACAAAAUAUGUAAAAAUGACAAAAUAUUUGCAAGAAAUAAAUCUGGUAUGUGUUCUUUCUUAAAGAUACAUUAUGGGAGAUUAUAUAACGAGUUGGCAGUUCUCACUAUAAUAGUUAAAACUAGAUAAUGUAAAGGCAAUUUGCUGAAAAUUUCAGUCAAAUUGAUUCAUUAUGAACCAAGAAAUAAGCGAACGAAAGUUCUGCAUAGCCUCGGUCAUCAUUACUAAAGUCGGUACGACAAAAAUCAUAGUCUCGAUUAUCCAUUUAAUCGUUAAAUCGAGAAGGAAAGUUAUGCAGCAAAUCAGAUCAUAAUCCAACAAUUAUCGCAGACUAGCGUUGACAUCGAGAGUUGAUUAUGGUCUGGAUAUGUUAAUGAAUGUCUAAUUAAUAAUUUAGAUAACAUUUCAGGCCUAAAGAAAGACCUACAAUAGGCAGAUUUAGCUCUUGCAUAAUGUAUGUUUAAAUAAAUACAACAAAAAUUUAUUUCAUUGUUUAUUAGUUGAUUGUAACUAUAACAUUGAAUUUUAUACUGAUAAUCUGCAAUGUUGGGUUUCCAUUGUCAAAUUUAACCAGAAACUAGGUAAUGUUCAUAUUCUUAGGAAGAUGCUUUAAAAAGAAAUUCUUAGGCUCAGCCAAUUCAAUAAAAUUAGAAAUCUAUGAGUGGCCAAUUCAAGUUACAAUCCAUAUGAAACUUUAGACAAUUGCGCCUCGGUUGACACACUUCGCAAUUUGAUAUCAUAGAAACAUAUUUAUGUAUUUUUGAUAUAACAUAACAUUUCCAAUAUUUGCUGCUAUGACGUCAUGGUCCGUUCCAUGUCCUUGUUUAUCAAAAAGUUAAUCUGGAUAAAGUUGGUGAUGUAAAUCUAUGGAAACAUUUAGGCGACUUCCAACUUCAGUGUUUAAUUCAAUAGUUACCCAGCAUGCUUCCCAUAAUAUAUGGAGCGCUAACUACUAUGUUAAAUAUGUUAUGGCCAAUUCCGGAGGACAUUAGGCUAAUUGUGAAUACCAUUUCCAUAUGAAAAAUUCAUCUACCCUAAUUCUUAUUGUGUCUAAUUGUGGUAGGAAUUUUAUGAACUUACCAUCCAGCCAGAAAAUAGACUUAGACCAACAGAAAGGUCAUGGUCAUUAUUCUAUAUUGAAUUUAUUUAUUAAGAAGUUGAACAAACAUAAACUUACCUAUUAUUUUGAUUGUAUAUAGAUUUCAAUUUGUUUUUCAAUUUUACUUAUAUUCUUAAAAUGUAUAUAAAUAUGUAUAAUGUUUUAUUAUGUCAUUACAUUGCCUGGCAACCUAUAUUCUAUUUUCUUGUUAUAAUGUCAUUUCUCUGUCUGUUUUUCAAACUGCCUAUUUCUUAGUCUCAUCUCAUGGGGUAUUUUCAAAAUGGCACACCCAGACUAAAAAGAACAGACAAAACCAAACCAAAAAUAUUUUUUUUGUAAAUUAAAUUUCAAUGAAAUAAUAAGCUGAUUCUUUUGUCUAAUUUUUCUUAUUUAUGUUAUAAAGUCAUUUGAGGGAUUUUGUGAAAGCUGAAUCUCGUAAGGAAAUGCCAGUCCAAAUGUGGCUCAAUUCCAUUCAUUAUUUAGAAAGAUGUAAUGAAUUUAAAUUCUGUCAACAUUCGACGUCCACUGUAGACGAUAUAAACGGGUGAUUGUCAAAUUAAAUGUUAAACAGGCAUUAUGUAAGAUUUAGAUAAAGAGCAGUAUUUCUUAAAAUUUCGAUUGUUCGAUUGUAUCUUAGUUUAAGUUUUCGUGAAUAAGGGCCCUGGCCAUUCUCGCUAUAAUAUUUCAUUCAAAUUACGUUAUUUUGAGCAAAGUAAUCAGUGGUCGUAGUUUUGACAAGCUGUGUGUAUUUUGGCCGUACUGGUCAUUCGAGUCUAGCCUCGUUUCUCCAUUUUUAAAUUAAAUCAUUAAAUGGCCGUCCCGUUCUAAUCAACUUAAAAUCGGAGCCGUCCGAUGGCAUCGAGAGUUGAUUCCUGCAGUAGGCAGAUUUAGCGGUUACAUAAUGCCUGUUUAAAUAACGAAUAUGAGUAUAUUUUAGCGUAGGCGUAGUAUAUAUUUCCUAUUUUCCGAAAAUACAAAUGCUGCACAGAGAUAUUGUUGUAGGCCGUUUAAUGAAUGGAGUUCGCACACAGUUUUAAAAUGUAUUUUAUGUUUGAAAUGCGCUUCCAUUUUGUGUUUUAAUACAACAUUUAAAUUAUUUAACACAAAUUACUGGAUUUAUUACAUGCAACGUUUGGCCGAGGAUGCUAUCAUCCUUAUCAACCAUUUGCUUGAUAAAGACGAGAGUAUCCUCUUCGAAAUUGCUUGCUAAAGACGGGGUAUCCAUGUCGAAACGUUGCAUAGUAAGAAAUUGCGUAAUUGUGUUUUCAUAAAAAGUGUAGGCUGAACAUAGAUGACUUUAUACGCACAACGGUAUCAUACCGUGGACAUUAUAAGGUCCAUGGUCAUACAAGACACACUAUCAAAUCUUUUGGUAUCGACUAUCUUGGAAAUAACGUUACCCGUUAUAUUUACUACUCGAAAACUCGAGUUUCAAAAUAACUUUAGAGCUUCAAAAUUGAAACUAAGUUUCGAGCUUCAAGAUUCGAAAUGUUGUUUCUAGCUUCAAGAUUCGAAAUAUUGGUAAAUGUACUGUACUCCAUACACGGUGCGUGUUGGCGCAUGCACUGUAGUGUAAAUGUCUUGUUCAGUGCGUGUUGGUAUAUCUAUGACAAUAACCUGCUCUAUUGGGUGCGUGUUAGUAUAUGUAUAUGACCUGUCUCGUUUAAUGCGUGUUGGUAUAUGUACUGCAAUGACCUGCCCCGUUUGAUGCGUGUUGCUAUAUGUACUGUAAUGACCUGCCCCGUUAUACCCCGCAGAACGACCGACACCUCGUUACGGUAAAAUGACACUUUUAUUAUUAUGAUGCCUAUGUGUGAUGAAGACGGCGAUGAUUAUGGUGACCGUGGCAUUCAUAGGAUGUCCAGUUACAUUUGAAACCUGUCGGAACAGUGCGCGGUAUUGGAAUAGGCAAUAAUCGGACCAGUAUUUCGUCGGAAUAAUAACCAACAUGAUCUUGCUUUUUUAGGAUAAUUUUUCUUGUACGGUAGAUCUAAGCCUGCCUUUUGAUAUUAUAUUUGAAAUAAAAACGGUUGUUUAAUUAUUAUUAUUCAAAUUUAAUAAAAUCCUGUGAUACACA
This is a messenger RNA of Patella vulgata (common limpet), 7071 nucleotides long. RefSeq names its product BCAS3 microtubule associated cell migration factor. Gene Ontology annotation, biological process: response to starvation; autophagy. NCBI's taxonomy places the organism in Eukaryota, Metazoa, Mollusca, Gastropoda, Patellidae. The record is from RefSeq and is a predicted model, not a curated record. Bases 130 to 2859 code for a protein of 909 amino acids. Gene Ontology annotation, cellular component: cytoplasm. Gene Ontology annotation, molecular function: protein binding. The transcript has 23 exons.